Candidozyma auris is the source of this 1509-nucleotide messenger RNA. RefSeq lists its product as uncharacterized. The transcript has a single exon. Lineage: Eukaryota; Fungi; Ascomycota; Pichiomycetes; Serinales; Metschnikowiaceae. Bases 1 to 1509 code for a protein of 502 amino acids. The record is from RefSeq and is a predicted model, not a curated record.
AUGUCUCUUUCUUUCUCAAUUGCAUACAAUAACGUCUCCAAGAAGGUCACAUGCUCGCGUACAAACACCGUCAACCAAUUGGCGUCGCUUGCCAUUGCCAAAUUCAACCUCCCCUCCUCGGUCCAUGGCUCUUUACUCCAUAACGGCAAGAAACUCGAUGGCCUUUUGCCACUUAGAUUGACGAAUUUGGUUAACAACGCCAAGUUGUCGUUGGAAGUGUCUACAUCGCUGCGUCCAGUGACUUUGAAAGUGGUUGGGUCAGUUUUGGGCGAGCGGAAGCAGAAGAUAAUUAAGACAAAGACUGAUAGCUCCCUAGAGGAGCUUCUAGACACUUUCGCUAAAGAAACCGGGACGAAGUACGAGGGUUUAUAUGUGCAGAUCAGUAUGCUCGAUGCAAGGAUUGAUAACGGCUCAACCGAUUUCAAGGAAACACAGUUGGGGUCCAUCUUGGGAUCUGCUGAUAAUGCCGUUUUGAGAAUCACCAUUGAGAGUCAUGAGACGCAGACUCAGAGAGAAAAACUUCAGGCCAAGCAGACCGAAUUGAGAAGGCAGCUUGAGGAACACAAGCGACAGGCAAGAUUACUUGAGAAGAGGCUAAUGGAGGAGGCUGGUCAGACAGAGCAGGAAAGUCAGGCAGAAACGAAACAAAUUGAAAGUGCGACAGGCGAGCAUGUGGACGAUGAAAACUCGAGUCCACAAUCCGAAAGUGACCUGUUUGUUAAUGUAGUGGAGAAGGAUGCCGGUGUAAAAGAUGAAAGUCAAGAAAUGGACACCAGUGAAGCUCCAGUUUCACCUCCUUCUCCCACUGCCACUCCAGAUCCAUCACUUUCUGGCGUUUCCGUCGCAACAUAUGAGCCAGAGUCUUUCCAGGUGAAGCAAAUAGACCAAGAUACUGUCUUUGUGCCUCAAGGUCGUUCACAGCACUACGAAAACCCCGAUAGCGACUACAACUUGACAGUUGCACAGGCAGAAAAGUACUACAGCAUCAUCAAGUCCAUGCAAACAAACAAGAGGCAUGCACCAAAAGAUGUUAUCCCUCCGCUGUCCUAUAAAAUCAGAAUCAGGUUCCCUGACAGGGCUCUUUUGGAUAUUAAGAUCGACGAAUCGUCAAUGAAGCUCGGACAGCUUCUCAAAAAAGUGGACGGAUACGUUCAUGAGCGGCAUAUCAAUUCCUACAGACUUCGCAAUGGGGUACCACCUUUUGAAGAAAUUGCAGUGGGGUUUCAAGAGAACAAUAAGGAGCUCAAGCACCAUAAAUUUUUCCAGAACGAACGGAUCAUGCUCAUUUGGGAAUCGACGGAGAAAUUAGCAAAAGGCCCAUUUUUGAAGCUGACUGUGAACACGAGAAGCAUUGAGGAGAUGCCAACAGUGCAAUUGGAAACGAAUCGAGGCCAAUUGGCGGAUGACGAGGCGGAGAAGAGAAGGCACUCUGGUCUGGAAGCCUCUGCAUCAAACAAAUCGGAGAAGAAGAAGCAUGGCUUGCCCAAGUGGUUUAAGCCAGGCAAAUGA